Giardia duodenalis is the source of this 1539-nucleotide messenger RNA. RefSeq lists its product as uncharacterized. The coding region runs from base 1 to 1539 and encodes 512 amino acids. NCBI's taxonomy places the organism in Eukaryota, Fornicata, Diplomonadida, Hexamitidae. The record is from RefSeq and is a predicted model, not a curated record. The transcript has a single exon.
AUGAAGGCGGUGCACCCAAGCUUCUCUCUGGAGGACGCUCACCGCGCCUAUGAAUCUAAGGAUUAUAAGACAGCAGUAUCUGUCUACAGAGAUAUUCUUCUUCAAAUUGAGGAUGAGUCCGCCAUAGCAGAUCUAAAUAUUUGUCGACACUUCUUUGCCUUUGGUAAGUCUCUUCUGGAAUAUGCACGUCACUUCAACAAGGAAUACACCGAUUAUUUACAGCAGAGAGAAGAAUAUGCAGAGGUCAAAGGAAGCCUACCUGUGGGCAUGGCCGAAGAAGACGAAACUAGUGAGGAGCUUCAAGACCUGACGUCCAUUUUGCCUCCCGAGAAAUAUUUCGAUAUGGCAAAGCAGGUUUUCGGGGUCGCUGUGACAAUUGCACAGAAUGCCAUUGUUGAAGCACUUAAUGGCAUGGACAUGAAAAAGGCAGCCAUAUCUGCCUCUCUAGGACCAUCUAGUAGCGAGGUUACAAGGCAAAUUAAAUUCAAACGGGUCUCUGAUGCAUGUAGAGAAGAGCUUAAGCUUCCGGUCAACCUAUGUUUUAGCUCUAUGUACAAUUUGAUGCUUUGCAAGUUAGAACAAGGGAUAUCCGUGACACUGGAAUUUAAGGAGCUGUUUGCUGUCGCAAUAGACCACGGGUUCUCUGUAACAGAGAUGAUUGACGGGACAUUUGCGCUCUACACAUUCUUCAACGUUCUUUCGGAUUACUAUGAAGAGAAAAAGCUUAAAAAAUCCCUGGAAGAGUUUGAAAAGACGGUAGGCACAGUGCCUACUGCUGAUUCGCCUGAGAAUGCAGAUAGGGAUGUUAUGCAGCUGUCACAUGUCUCCACAAGCUCUACCACGGAUGCGGAAGUUCCGCCAGAAGAACUCCUAAUAGAAAUCUUGAAAGAUUUACACACCUAUUACUCCGUUUGUCUGGCAAACGCUAAAAUCAUGACCAAAAGAAGUGUACUGGGCCGUCUCCGGCAGACGAAGGAAGGCGCCACCAUUGAGAGCGACGCCACUGAGAACUUGCGUCUUCUAGAGCGAAAGUUGCAUAGCCUGAAUUGCGGGUUCAAGAACUAUUUAGUGGAAAAACAUCUGUGUGCAACAACGUUUGGACAGUCCACCAGAAAAAGCCAAAUAUGUAACUUUGGUCACGAGAGUAUUAGUGACGGAGAUGUCUCCUACGAUUCUAAUAUCAAGGAGAAGAAGGCUUUAGUUGCAGAUACUCAGCAUCGAAUUGUAUCUCUGAGCACACUUAGAGCUUCUGGUGUCUCUGAAGAAACCAUCAGUUCCCUAAGAGCCUCUAUUAGCGAUCCAAAUGGAACAGUGAAGCCUUCACACCACAGUGACGAUGACAGCUCAGACGACGAGGACUUUGUUCCUUCUUCUUCCGAAGAUACCUCCGAUGUGCUCAUAAACUCUGGUUGCAGUUCCAGCAGUGAAUCUGGCAAAUCAUCCACCCGGUCGUCCUCGGACUCCUCUUACUCUUCCUCCUCGUCCUCCCUAUCUUCCAGCUCCUCGUCGUCCUCGCCCACCUCAUCCUCGUCAGAUUAG